AUGUCAUCAAGGUGGGUGAUCAUAACUUCGCUGUUUCUGCUAAUCUCUUCAAAUAAAAGUGAUGAAGUGGAUGAGGAACCCGCUCCAAGGAUUCACCCCAGGAUAUACGGUGGAAGAGAGACUAGCAACAGCGAAAUUGGCGGAGUCGGUGUGCAGAUCUUUUAUAAAACCAAACUCUUGUGCUCGGGAACACUUAUCACAUCGCGGCAUUUUCUCGCGUCAGCCCAUUGUUUUGAGAACAUGAACCUGAAUAAAUUUCACGUGAUCGCUGGACAUACCCGGGAAUUUAAUCGCCAUGACACAAAUGCCCAGAACUAUAUUCUCCAGUUGCGGUUGCAUCCGGAGUACAACAAAGAGAAGUUCAUUGCCGACAUCGCAGUGGGCAAGAGCACAUAUCCCCUGGAGGGCAAAUACAUUGGGUAUGCCAAGAUCUGCCGGACGCGUUUGCAUCCCGAGGAUAAAGUCACCGUGGCCGGUUUUGGUUCCAGUGACAGUUUCUUGAGUGCCGGCUCGCGGAAAACUCUGCGCUCUAUGAAAGUUGGAAUCGUGGACAGACAUGUUUGCCAGAAGCAACUGCGCAUAUUCAUUCCGUCGAAUGUAUUGUGUGCACGUGCCUAUAAUCAUGAAACUGUCUGCACUGGCGACUCCGGCGGACCACUCAUGUUCCAGAAUGAGGUCUGCGGCCUCAGUACGUGGACUUAUAAAUGCGGCAACAGCAGGAAGCCCGACAUCUACAUGAGUGUACGAUACUACGCUAAAUUUAUCAACAAGACUAUAAAUGCAAUGGGCUUUUAAAAAACACAUUUAUAUAUUGUGUUUAAAUGUUUUAACUCUUCAUAAUACAGUUUAAUUCGCCAGCCUUUUCGUUUAAACUGUACUACAAACAAGAUGAUCCCAUUUAACCCUUAAUUCGUAAAUUAAAUUGCAAUCAAAAAUUCCUUAAAUUGAAUAUGAUCUUUGUCGAGUGUAACUCUAAAAAUAAACUUGAAUUUGAAACCAUA
Messenger RNA from Drosophila rhopaloa, 1001 nucleotides. Its product is annotated as seminase. The record is from RefSeq and is a predicted model, not a curated record. Bases 1 to 795 code for a protein of 264 amino acids. The transcript has a single exon. NCBI's taxonomy places the organism in Eukaryota, Metazoa, Arthropoda, Insecta, Diptera, Drosophilidae. Gene Ontology annotation, molecular function: serine-type endopeptidase activity. Gene Ontology annotation, biological process: proteolysis.